AUGGCCAAUAGUGUAAAGUUACAUGUAUAUGACUUGUCAAAUGGUAUGGCUAGAAUGUACUCUAGAUCAUUCAUUGGUAAGCAUAUAGAGGCUAUAUAUCAUACUGGUAUAGUUGUAUAUAAUACAGAGUAUUACUUUGGUGGAGGUAUAUUACAUGAUAGACCACAUCAAACACCUUAUGGACAACCAAUGGAGGUCAUUGAACUUGGCAACACCGACAUACCACAAGAGGUGUUUGUUGACUUCCUCGAGGGCAUGCGUUCACGCUUCUCAAUGGACUCUUAUCAUCUCAUCGACAACAACUGUAAUCACUUCUCAAACGAGUGUAGUAACUUCCUUCUAGGUACUCCAAUACCAAAUCACAUUGUUGGUCUACCUCAAGAAGUCAUGUCUACACCAUUUGGUAUGAUGAUACAACCUUUGAUAAAUAGCUUCUUCAGCAAACAAGGCUGGGGAUCAACAAUGGGACCAGUCAAUCCUGCUGCUCAACCUCGUCUGCAACAACCUCAAUCUCAUCUUAACAACAACAACAACAACAACAACAGCAGCAGCAAUGUAUCACAUCCAAAGACUGACGCCAGUCACAAGCAUGCCAAGGUGGCCAGUCAACUUCAUGUGUUACUCGAUGGCAAACCAGCGUUAUUCAAUCAUUGUGAUGUUGAACCGGUCAUUGCCAAGCUGAGGGAGUGCACAAAGAGCGUACAAUCAAUCGAUCAACAAGAGUUUGAACAACAUAUCAAGCGUGCACAGUCCAUCAUCAAGGAGGGCCUGACAACGAGGUGCACAGUGCCAGUCGAUCUUAUGAAGUACCUGGAGCGCCUGGCUAAUGAACUGCCCGAGCCUCAGAUCUUCCCCGUGUUGGAGCUCGUCCGUAUGCUGAUGCUCAAGGACGUCUCGAACUACUACACCAGCCUGUCCAACCCAUUCGUCGCGGUGCUCAUCAAUCGCCUCAAGUCUACCGAGGCCCAGCUCUCACGACAGACCGAGCUGAUCAUCUAUCGCAUCAUAAUCAAUUGCUUCUCGACCAAGAAUGGCAUCGAGUACGUGCUCAGAGGCGACCCACUCAGCAACAUUGUGGCCGCCACGCUCAAGGGUUUGCACUCGAAUGACAAGAUGUUGAAGCGUGCCAUCAGCAUGAUCAGUUACAACCUGGCGCUGUACCUCAAUAACAAGGAGCAUGAGGAGCACAUCUUGGCAUUGUUCUCCGCGAUUCAUCAUACACUAGAGUCGAACCCACUGUCAGAGGAUCCAGAGAUUGACUUUAGACUAUUGAUGGCACUUGGAACAUUCAUGUAUUGUUCAGACAACAUCAUAGAGUUGAUGUCAGCGAUGGAGUUUGACUUUGACAAGUAUAGCAAGGUGGACAGACUCCAAACAUUGGUACAGCAAUUGAAAGUACUUGUAUAA
Messenger RNA from Acytostelium subglobosum LB1, 1407 nucleotides. RefSeq lists its product as hypothetical. Lineage: Eukaryota; Evosea; Eumycetozoa; Acytosteliales; Acytosteliaceae. Gene Ontology annotation, biological process: protein modification by small protein removal. The transcript has 2 exons. Bases 1 to 1407 code for a protein of 468 amino acids. The record is from RefSeq and is a predicted model, not a curated record. Gene Ontology annotation, molecular function: peptidase activity.